This is a messenger RNA of Prinia subflava (tawny-flanked prinia), 4515 nucleotides long. RefSeq names its product ras-related protein Rap-2c. The record is from RefSeq and is a predicted model, not a curated record. Gene Ontology annotation, biological process: negative regulation of cell migration; Rap protein signal transduction. The transcript is spliced from 3 exons. Lineage: Eukaryota; Metazoa; Chordata; Aves; Passeriformes; Cisticolidae. The coding region runs from base 1403 to 1954 and encodes 183 amino acids. Gene Ontology annotation, molecular function: GTPase activity; GDP binding; GTP binding. Gene Ontology annotation, cellular component: plasma membrane.
CAACCAAACAAACAAAAAAUAAACCACCACAAAAAACAAAAAACCAAAAAAGCAAAAACCCCAAAACCAGACGUCGAUUGUUUUUAGUUACGUCCUCGUAAGAACGGGGGAGUUUCACCGGCGGGGGAGGCGGCGGGGCCGGGGGUGGCUCUGGUGCCGUGCUGACACCUGCUGUCAGCCCUGCUCAGCGGAGCCGCCGAGCCCCGCAUCCCGGGCUCGGCCGGGAAAACUCGUGCCGGCUCUGGGAGGAUUCCCGUGGAAAGGGCUCCGACGGAAACAGGGGAAAGCGCCUGGCAGCCGAGGCUUGUGGCAGCCGUGGCAGCGCACAGACACGGGGCGAGGCUCGCAGGUAGAGGUAACAACUUCCACGGAAUCACGGAGCGGUGUGGGUUGGAAAGGUGAUCUCGUUUCACUCCCUGCCACGGAUGACCUUGGACACUUCCAGGGAUCGGGGCAGCUUCUCUGCGCGGUCUGUGCCAGGACCACCCUGACACUAAAGAUCUUCUUCCUACUAUCUAAUCUAAACCCACAUUCUUUCAGUCCGAACCCAUUCCCCCUUUCCUGUCACUGCACGUAUUUGUAAAGUCUCUUUCCGUCUUUCCUGUAAAUUCCCAUCAGGCACCGGAAGGGGCAUUUGAUCACCCCGAAGCUUUCUCAUCUCCAGGCUGAACAAUCCCGAUUCUCCCAGCCUUUCCACACAUUGGAGGCGCUCCAUCCCUCUGAUCAGCCUGGUGACCCCAUCCGUCACCAGCCCAGAGGGCUUCCAGCGACGAAGGACCGCGGUGCAGGCGCCCCGCUCUCAACACCCGCCGGUGUCAUGGACCGGGUCCCCCGCGGGUCUUUUCCCGGCAGGGAGCUCCGAGGAGUUUGUUAAGACGUUCAAGUUAUCGAGUGCCGAGCGGGAGCUCGUGGAGGGACAACGCGCGCCCCCCGGAGCCGCCCCUGCCGGGGCGGCGGCCGUGGCCGCCAUGUUGGGCGGCCGGGCGGGGAGCGCGCCUCGGUGCCUCAUGCAAAUCUGUCCCCCGGCACAGCGCGGGCGCCUCGGUGCCACACUCAAAUCUGCCCCCCGGCUCAGUUCGGGCGGGCCGUGACGCAGCACGCCGGAAGUGAGCGGGAGGUGACGGGGCGAGGCCGUCUCCGGUGCCUCAGCAAAACCCUUCCGGGUGGGGGUGGCCCUGGCGGGCGGGUCCCGCGGCCGAGGCGGCGAUGGCGGGAGCGCGGCGGUGAAGAAGCGCAGCGGGGCUGGGGCCACGCCGGGCACUGACGGGGGUCUCGCUCCCCCCAGGACGGCGCGGGAGCAGUCGGACCUCGCCCUUCAUCUGAGGCGGGCCGGGGCUAUGCGAGGGCCGCGGUGCCGCCUGCCCUAGGCCCGGGCCCGGCGGGGAGCGGCGAGCGGGGCCCGAUGCGGGAGUACAAGGUGGUGGUGCUGGGCAGCGGGGGGGUGGGGAAGUCCGCCCUGACGGUGCAGUUCGUCACCGGGACCUUCAUCGAGAAGUACGACCCCACCAUUGAGGACUUCUACCGCAAGGAGAUCGAGGUGGACUCGUCCCCCUCGGUGCUGGAGAUCCUGGACACGGCGGGCACCGAGCAGUUCGCCUCCAUGCGCGACCUCUACAUCAAGAACGGGCAGGGAUUCAUCCUCGUCUACAGCCUGGUCAACCAGCAGUCCUUCCAGGACAUCAAGCCGAUGAGGGACCAGAUUGUCCGGGUGAAGAGAUACGAGAAGGUUCCUCUGAUCCUAGUGGGCAAUAAAGUGGAUCUGGAGUCGGAGAGGGAAGUCUUAUCUGCAGAAGGCAGAGCCCUGGCUCAGGAGUGGGGCUGUCCCUUCAUGGAGACGUCAGCCAAGAGCAAAACAAUGGUGGAUGAACUGUUUGCUGAGAUCGUCAGGCAAAUGAACUAUGCCUCCCUGCCUGAAAAACAAGAUCAGUGUUGUACAACUUGCAUCGUCCAGUGAGAGAAAUAAAGAAAAACCUCAACCAUGGCCAUACAGAGCAGAUAAAACUCAGAGGAAACUUGCACAGAUGCUGCUUUGGAGAACUUUCAGCCCAGGUUGCAGAGCUGAGCCUUGGUAAACCUGUCUCUAUUACAGCACAUUGCCAUACAUCUAAGUGCAUAAGGUUGGUGGCCUCCAGGAUCCACACACCUUAAUCAGAAUGCUUAGCAUGUUUACCAUAAGUUUUAAAAUCUGUUCUUUAUCUAUCAGUCCUUUUAUAGCUUUCUAAGUUCAUGUAAUGGCUAAUAUGCAAGAGUUCAUUUUUAAUAUUUUAAUUGAUUUCUUUAAUCAAUUCUGAACUUGUAUUUAUUAAAUACUUAAACUCAGUAUUACCUACUCAAUGCCUUUUAAAAGAAGAGAGUUUUAAUGGAGAAUAAAUUGAGCCUUAAACAAAUGGUUACUUCUGUAUAUUACCUCGCAUCAGUGCUUAUUUCUCUUUGCAAGGUUUUCUCCUACAAUGUAGUUGGUCAUUCUUUGAUACGUUUUGUUUACGUGUGACAGUGUCAUGGAAAGAUACUGAAGACACCUCUGUUAUAUGGAUGUAGUAUCCCUUUUCUUGGCAGAUGCAGCUGUGACAGUGUGUUUGUAACCAGUCCGAUUUGACAGUAGGGAUUACUUGGAAUGGGAUAUGAAGUCUCCAGCUGAUGUUUGUCGCAAUCUCGGGUUUCCUAAUCGAACGUUACAGUUGUAGCAUUGAAAAACGGCAGCACACUUUUCCUUCUACUGAGUUUCGGGACUUGCAUGUUUACAAAGUGCUUCUCUAUGCCUUUGAAAAGGGAUAAUGUAUCCUUCAAAAUGGGCUCUAUGCCUACUCUGUCAGCUCAGCUUUGCCUGGCACAGUAAGAGACAUCUAGUAGACCUCUGCAUAUGUAAAUCUAAUGCAAAUAAGAUCACUUUACAUUUUAUAGUUCCUAAUAUUUGUCUUUCUAAAUAUUUUAAAGCAAUAUUUGUUAAAGUUUUUCUUGCACUGUCACAAAUUGCUUUUUAGUUUGUUUUUUUUCCCCAGUAAACAAGUUUAAUAUUAGAGACAAGUUGGUGUAACAAGGGGAAAAGCACCAGGUUUCAGUGAUACUAACUGCAAGUGUGCUUUAAACAGCCAUUGCCUUCCUUAUUGUUUACCUGAUCAACAUUUUCUCUGAAUACUUGAAAAUUUUAACAAUAACACAGGUAUAAAGAGCAGAAUGAAAAUGUACAAAGAACAGACAAAGUCUUUUUGUUCACCUUUAUUAACGUGUUGCAUACAUGAGAGCUUUUUCUAGCAGUGGUUUAAAAUGUGUAAUUUUUUUUGCAGAAAUUUAAUAACUGCAGCUCACCUACUGCACCAAAGUUCUAGGUUUUUAGGAGCCCAGCUUUAGUCAUUUGAACAUGCUUCUAGAAAUGUACAUUCUUUCCCUGUAAUAGCUAAAUAUCUAUGAGAAAAGCUCCAGUAAAAGCAGUGAUGGAUAUGUGAGGUUAAGCAGUUGAAAACUCACAAAUUGUAUUGUGGAUGAUGGCAUUUAAAACAAUAAAAGAUCACCGGUACAGUAUCUCAAUAUUAAUGUGUUUUAUUGGUAAUAAUGCAGGCUGACUUUACAAUAUUAGCAGAAAUAAAGAUUCUGUGUCUACAUUCAGUGUUGAAUUCGAAUCCUGAAAAGAAGAGGACACCAGGAUUUCUGCCUGGUUAUUGAAACACCUGAUUCUUCUUCUGUGGGGUUACUUGAAAUAUUUUUUCCUGUUUGUACAAACUAUAAACAGGCUGAGGCUAAUGCUUAGGUUUGCACUUUAAUAUCGGAAUUAAACCAAACCUUGUAUUCAAAGUAGAUUUUUUUUUGAAGUGAUGGUUGUUGAUCUUUUUUGUAGGUUGUAAGGAAGUAAUAGGAUAUGAAAGUAAUUCAUAAAGAUCCUAGAUUUCCUUUGUCUAAGAAGGAAAAAGUUGGUUGAUAUUGAUCAGUGGUUCAUUCCUAUGGGUAGUUUUCAAAACAGUGUUCAUUUUCAUUGACCUCAGCAAAAAAAAAAAAAAAAAACAAAAAAAAAAAAAAAAAAAAAAAAAAAAAAAACAAAAAAACACCAAACCACAAAAAACAAACAAAUGAAAAAAAACCCUUAAACUUGAACUAGCUUAGAGUGACAGGACUGGGAAAAAUGAAAGAUGGUUUCUUCAGCACACUUUGGGGGGAAAAGGGACCAAAAGUUUAUUUAGGCUUCCUCAAUAGUUUGCAUGUGAAGUUGCUUAUUAGAGUAAGAGGCUAAUAAUAAAUGCAAUAUGUAUUGUCUUUACUAUGGCAUCUGUUUAGGAGUUGUUCAAAUCACUGCAGUAGGGCUCUACAAAUAAAAAUGUAACCUAACAUCUUGUAUCUAAUGUACUGUAUCUUUAUCAGUGAUAGGUGAAAUCUGGAAUAACAAAUGCAAAAAUGGAACAAUUACCUAUAAUGCUUUGUAAAAAGUUUUUUCCAGUAGAAUUCAUUCUUGUCAUUUUGUAAGACAACCUUACAGUCCACCUGUUUGUAACUUUUUUAAUAAAAUAGAUACCUGUAUUACCAAAC